GGCCGUUCGGUGUUCCGCUGCGUUGGGGAUCACAGGACGCAAAUCAAGUGAAACAAAUCUCCUGACAGAAGAAAAAGUUAAUGCUGGAGUUUUCAAAGACCUCAGAGGGACACAUGAAGUGCUAUCUGGAAGAUGUUGUGAGGAAACAUCUGGAAAAAUAACACUUAAAAAUCCAAGCUGAACAUGGAGAGUUUGACCAAGCCAGAGUUGCUGAUGCUCUUCAGCAUCCUGGAGGGAGAGCUGGAGGCCCGCGACCUGGUCAUCGAUGCCCUAAAGGCCCAGCGUAAAGAGCUGUUCAUCCAGGAGCGCUACGGCAGAUACAACCUCAGCGACCCCUUCCUGGCUCUGCAGAGGGACACCGAGGCUGUCGGGGGUCAGACCAAGGACCCAGGCUGUUCCUCCCCCACCUCCAACCCUCUGGUGGUUCUCAAGCUGGUGGUGAGCCACUGCAGGAGGAUGCAGGAGAAGAUGUUGGCCCAGCUGGCUGCAGCAGAGAGCAGGCACAGGAGGGUCAUUGCAGACCUGGAGGAGGAGAGGAGGAGGCACGCUGAGGACACAGCAGAGGGAGAUGAUGUCACCUACAUCCUGGAGAAAGAGAGGGAGCGCUUACAACAACAGCUGGACUUUGAGCGGAGCCAGGUCAGGCGGCUGGAAAAAGAACAGCGGCGGAUCACUGACCAGCUGGAAGAAGAACGGGCUCAGCACAAACAGCUAUCCUGCGCUUUGGCCAAGGAGUGCAAGUGGGCGAGCGCCAGAGCCCUGGAGGAGGGUCACCGGUUGACUGAACUGAGCCGCAAACUGGACAAGGAGAAAGAGGCUUGUCAGGCCAUGAGAAAGGAGCUGGAGGAGGAGAGGAGGAAAGCCCUGAGGAUGGAGGCGAGGGUGGAGGAGCAGCUGGCUGAGUUUGACACAGAGAGAGAGCAACUACGCUCACGUUUGAAGAAGGAAGAGGCUCACUGCUGUCAGCUUCAACAACAGGUAGAGGAGAUGAAGAGGAAGCUGCAGGAUUCAAAUCUGAUGACAAAUGUCACUGAAGUAGUCAAAGCUCCAGUGGAGACAGAAAAGGAGUGGGCCACAAAGGUCCCUCUGAGAAAGCAGGAGACCAUCAAGGUCGAGGACUUUGAGGAAGAAGGGAACCAUGAAACUGUGCUGCCAAAAGUCACCAAUGGUCACCACUGCCCGAUGGAGACAAACGGGCACCAUGGUGUGGGCACCACCUCAGAGAAGAUCUGUUUACAGAACGGGAGCGAAAGUCAGACCCAGACAUCCCCCUCCACCCACCCUCCGUCCUCUCCCUGUGCUUCUCCUGUCCUUGCCAAACGCCCACAAGGCAGCCCAAGCCCUGGUGGCUACCAGUCUCCCUACCAGGCUGGGAUAAACCAGCGCUUCCAUGCUGCUCGCCAUAAGUUCCAGGGCACUGUUGACCCUGAGCCUCAGCCACAGGCUGCACAGCCCCCCCUCUCCCCAAAGGACACCCCCCCAGUGUCCAACACCUCCCCAGAGGCCAGCCCGGUGAAGCAGAUGGCCAGGAGCACGGUUACUCAAGUCUUGUCUCGCUUCACCACGGCUCAGCAGAGCAUCGCACCGAAACUAGCAGCACAGAACAAUUCCCCCUUCGGUACGGACUACCGCAGCCUGGCAGCACCCCUAUCUCCCAUCAUCGGGAGAGCUGCAGGAGCACUCCCACAGGGGAUCAGGUCACCCACAAUCGCCCGGGCAGAGAGGGGCAACCCUCCCCCUAUCCCUCCUAAGAAGCCUGGAUUGGCCCAGGCCCCCCCUUCCCCUGCUGCAGUGCCCAGGUCAGGCAGCCAUUACUCGGACGGUCCCCUCUCAGGCAGCUGCGGCCUCACAUCGAGCCAGGAGGGAGUCAAAGAACUGGACAUGGUGGUCUCUUCUAAUUAACGGAUCAAUUCAUUGGUCAGUGAAUUAAUCAGCUGCUGCUCUGCUUGUUACAUGGUGCUUAACCCAUCUGUCAAUAUGAUUAAGAUAAUGUCCUGUAAAUGACUGAUUUUAUAUUCCAUCUUUAUACCAGAGGUCCAUCUAAACACUGUUACAGCUGUAUUUAUUAGAUUUAAGAAACAGAAGCCAGCUCAGUUUCCCAUAAUAACAAGGAAAUAUAGUUUAUUUACUGGAAAACGUAACUUAUUUCUUCUUAUCCUAGUAUCAAAAUGCAAGUUUGCUUUGAUAAAGCAUCUUGUUUUCUUGAGGAAUUGACACAUGAUGAUGGCAAAACCAGCUUUAUUAGCUGGAGAUAACAUGAAUAAGUCAAGCUCUCAAAAACAACUGGAAAGGAGAAACAGUAAAACAAUGGUUUAGAUACAUAUCUGUUUAGGGCUUCUAUAUUAAACAUUUAUUUGUUAAGUAAUUAUCUUAUCAAGUAGUAAACAGCCUGGUACUUAUAAGCAGUUUCAAAAGAUACUUUCAAAGUGCCAAUACUGUAUUUAAGGCACGUUAUAGUGUUAUUUUAUAAUGGCAUACUUCCAAAGAAUACCGAUGAUGCCAUCAUCUGAGUAGAGCAUAUCCUCCUCUUUACUCUGUUGCUUCCUAUUCCAACAAAUACCGUGUAUAUGAACUGUAAACUUUUAUCUGUAAAGACUAGUGUAACAAGCAGCUCUUGGAUCAAUGUUUGUAUGCACUCAAAUGUACUUAACUGUAGUUUUUAUACAUAUGUAUAGUUCAUUUUAUACUUUCCUUUUUUGUUAUUAAUGUAUAAAGAUGUUACAAAACAGAUCUAUGUAAUCUGAUUAGUGUAGAGCUGAGCUUCAUGUAUCACUUUAAUGUUGUAUAGAAGUGGUAAAUUUAAAAGCUCACACAGUAUGGAUGCGCAGAAAAGAGUGAGACUAAUGAUAAUUAUUUGUCAUUUAUAACUCAAUAAACAUUGUUUUUUUUUUUUUUUUUAAAUACCAACCAUGGCUUUUAAAAACACGCCAACUGCUAUGUUUAAAAAAAAUGGGAGAUCCAAAAGAAGAUUUUGUUAGAGGUGCACUUGUCAUAGAAAAAUAAAACUCAAAGAUGCCCUCUUUGAAUAAUUAGGAUACCUUUAUGGUCAGGAAGAUCUUAAAAACACAUUUUGAUGUGUUUCACCACCUAGCCUCUGAUUGGACUUCUGAUAAAUGGAAGCUAAAAUGUCCACAUUUAAGGUCAGUGUUGUUAAAUUAAAGUCAUGUUAUUUGUAAAGAGAAUCCCUUAGAGUUGUUUCCUUGUUAAUUCUCCAUAUCACAGACUGCUAUGUUGUUGAUUCUUUUUUAUUUUAUCAGAUCCAGUACUGUAUAUGCUGGAAAGUGACAGAUGUAAUAAAUUAA
Cheilinus undulatus (humphead wrasse) is the source of this 3302-nucleotide messenger RNA. RefSeq names its product CTTNBP2 N-terminal like a (gene cttnbp2nla). The coding region runs from base 184 to 1902 and encodes 572 amino acids. The transcript has 8 exons. The record is from RefSeq and is a predicted model, not a curated record. NCBI's taxonomy places the organism in Eukaryota, Metazoa, Chordata, Actinopteri, Labriformes, Labridae.